Messenger RNA from Hansenula anomala, 432 nucleotides. RefSeq names its product complex I NDUFA12 subunit family protein. Gene Ontology annotation, cellular component: membrane. The transcript has a single exon. NCBI's taxonomy places the organism in Eukaryota, Fungi, Ascomycota, Saccharomycetes, Phaffomycetales, Wickerhamomycetaceae. The record is from RefSeq and is a predicted model, not a curated record. Gene Ontology annotation, biological process: response to oxidative stress; mitochondrial respiratory chain complex I assembly. Bases 1 to 432 code for a protein of 143 amino acids.
AUGUCUACAUCAUUAGCACGUACCCUUAGAAAUAUUUGGCAGGUAGGAUUCAAAAGAUAUGCCAAACAAAUGAACUCUAUGGGUGAUGCCAAAUCAGGUACAUUAGUUGGUAUUGAUGAUCAUGGUAAUCAUUUCUAUGAGACAGAUCAUGAAGAUGAGAUUCAUCUACGUACUAGAUGGGUUGAGUAUGCUGAAACAAAUAAAAGAUGGGAUAUCUCACAAGUUGAACCAGGUUGGCAUUAUUGGUUGGGGUAUGGUACUGAUACUCCACCAAAUAAAUUACAAGGGGAAGAGAAAACUGUGAGGGCAUAUCCUGUUCCAAAAGUUCAUGCUCAGAAUUAUACAGGUACUCCUGGUGCUUAUGUCCCGUAUAAUACAGCAAAACCAAAGUUUGAAGCCUGGGAAGGGAAAGUCUCGGAAAGAACAGGUUGA